UGAAAUGUUCCUACUCUAGUUGAAAGCCCCAAAUCUGACCUUUGGGUUUGCACGCUCUCGGAACCUAGAUCCCUCCUUCACGGUAGCUGCCGGAGGAGCCCUCCACACGCCCGGAAGUUCGUCCGACCCUGUACUGGGAUUCACCGGAAGCCCUUGUCUGUAGCGCCUGCCCAGUUUCGUUCCGAGAGACACGGAGCGGGAACCUUGCAGUGCAUUCUGGGAACUUCGCUGGGUUUCGGGCUUUGUUUCCGGCUGCAGAGCUGCGUUUGGUUUCCCUAGCGUCCGCGGUCUGGGUUCCGGCUUCCCCUCAGAGGCGGCUCAGCAUCUACCUCGGUUUUCGGCUCGCGCGGGGCUACCCCCCAUUGCUCGCCGACGCCACCAGCAUGUCGGGGGUGCGCGCGGUUCGGAUCAGCAUCGAAUCGGCCUGCGAGAAGCAGGUCCAAGAGGUGGGCCUGGAUGGCACCGAGACUUACCUGCAGCCGCUGUCCAUGUCGCAGAAUCUGGCGCGGCUGGCCCAGCGCAUCGACUUCAGCCAGGGUUCGGGCUCCGAGGAGGAGGAGGCGGCGGGGGCGGAGGGCGACGCGCAGGACUGGGCUGGCGCCGGGUCCAGCGCGGACCAGGACGACGAGGAAGGGUUGGUAAAAUUUCAGCCUUCCCUUUGGCCUUGGGACUCAGUGAGGAACAAUUUGAGAAGUGCCUUGACAGAGAUGUGUGUUCUCUAUGAUGUUCUCAGUAUUGUUAGGGAUAAAAAGUUUAUGACUCUUGAUCCCGUCUCUCAGGAUGCACUUGCUGCAAAACAGACACUGCAGUUGAUUUCCAAGAAGAAGUCACUUGCAGGAGCAGCACAGAUUCUAUUGAAGGGGGCAGAAAGACUGACUAAAUCAGUUACUGAAAACCAGGAAAACAAGCUGCAGAGAGACUUCAACUCUGAACUUUUGAGACUAAGGCAACACUGGAAACUCAGAAAGGUUGGAGAUAAAAUUCUUGGAGAUCUGAGCUACAGAAGUGCAGGGUCUCUCUUUCCCCAUCAUGGUACAUUUGAAGUAAUCAAGAAUACAGAUAUUGAUCUAGAUAAGAAGAUACCUGAAGAUUAUUGUCCCCUUGAUGUCCAAAUUCCUAGUGAUUUAGAGGGAUCUGCAUAUAUCAAGGUUUCAAUUCAAAAGCAGGCUCCAGACAUAGGUGAUCUUGGCACAGUUAACCUCUUCAAACGACCUUUGCCCAAAUCCAAACCAGGUUCCCCACAUUGGCAGACAAAAUUAGAAGCAGCACAAAAUGUUCUCUUGUGUAAAGAAAUUUUUGCACAGCUUUCUCGAGAAGCUGUUCAAAUUAAGUCACAGAUCCCUCACAUUGUGGUGAAAAACCAGAUUAUCUCUCAGCCCUUUCCAAGCUUGCAGUUAUCCAUUUCUUUGUGCCAUUCCUCAAAUGAUAAGAAAUCUCAAAAGUCUGCCUCUGAGAAGCAAAGUCCAGAAGAUCACCUUUAUGUGUUAGAGCACAAUUUGCAUCUACUGAUUAGAGAGUUUCAUAAACAGACCUUGAGUUCCAUCAUGAUGCCAUCGCAUGCACUGGCCAAGGAUGGAGCUCAGUUUUAUCACACCAUUUAUAGCUAUGUGAUCUUGAUCCAGUUGGUUAACAUUGCUAAACUUUAUUCUCUUCUGGAAAAUGGAGAUGCUAAUGGUGCCUACCCAGUGCACAAGGCUAUUAAUAAGACUAGAACUGCUGCAACCAUUGACAGCUUAGCAAGUCGCAUUGAGGAUCCUCAGAUACAGGCUCACUGGUCAAAUAUCAAUGAUGUUUAUGAAUCAAGUGUGAAAGUUUUAAUUACAUCACAAGGAUAUGAACAAAUAUGCAAGUCUAUUCAGCUGCAGUUGAAUAUUGGAGUUGAGCAGAUCCGAGUUGUGCACAGAGAUGGAAGAGUAAUUACACUGUCUCAUCAGGAGCAGGAACUACAGGAUUUUCUUCUGUCUCAGAUGUCACAGCAUCAGGUGCAUGCAGUUCAACAGCUAGCCAAGGUGAUGGGCUGGCAGGUACUCAGCUUCAGUAACCAUGUGGGACUUGGGCCCAUCGAGAGCAUUGGCAAUGCCUCGGCCAUAACAGUGGCCUCCCCGAGUGGCGACUAUGCUAUUUCAGUUCGUAAUGGGCCUGAAAGUGGCAGCAAGAUCAUGGUUCAGUUUCCCCGUAACCAGUGUAAAGAUCUUCCAAAAAGUGAUGUUUUACAGGAUAACAAAUGGAAUCAUCUUCGUGGACCAUUCAAAGAAGUCCAGUGGAAUAAAAUGGAAGGUCGAAACUUUGUCUAUAAAAUGGAGCUGCUUAUGUCUGCACUUAGCCCUUGUCUACUAUGAUUUUUUUCCAGAAAAGUUUCCAGGAACUUUGGCUUGAUAUUUCAGGUCAUCUAUAAGCACAAGGAAGAGAAAUAUUCCAAAGGAGUAUUGUUUUUUAAACAUGGAAGAUUUUUACCUAGCAUUUUGAACACUUUCACUUUAUAAGUGACAAGUGCUUUGAAAUGCAGAAGUUUCUGUACAGUUAUAGGGUGUACAGCAUGGGGAGAUGUAAAAUAAUACAUUUUUAUGUGGUUAACUUGAAAAUAUUAUUAACUUAAAGGUUUGACUUUACUUUUAAAAUAUUCCUUCUUUGAUGUUAACAUCCAAUAAAGUACGUGGUUAAAAAUUUCCA
Oryctolagus cuniculus (rabbit) is the source of this 2670-nucleotide messenger RNA. Lineage: Eukaryota; Metazoa; Chordata; Mammalia; Lagomorpha; Leporidae. The record is from RefSeq and is a predicted model, not a curated record.